AUGUCUAGAAUAUGGAAACCAAGAAGUGUCUGGGAGGAUGAGACGCCGGGAAGCACAGCUUCAAACGGGAAGAAAACAUUCUGGUUCUAUAAAUCAAGCAAAAAUCCAGACCACGAAGAAGAAGAAGAAGACACGAAAAUAAAACGGAUUAGACGAGUGCUGUUUUUUAUCGCUUUUAUUUUUGGCAUAACACUUCUUGUAUUGCUAGCUGUCGCUGCUUAUCUAGCACUCGCUCCAAAUUCAUCAACAUCGACUACAAUAAUCACAACGACAAGUACUACACCAGAGACAAGUACUACAUCAGAGACAAGUACUACAUCAGAGACAAGUACUGCAUCAGAGACAACAACUACUUCAGCAACAGCAAUGAAUGUGGCUUGUACCACAUCUGGACAAGGCACUCUACAGAUUGUGACUGGAGGAAGCACCAUUUGGACUCAACACCAAUUAAACUACACGGCAUCAACCGCAUCGCCUAUGAUCAUGUUUGGGUUUCAGAUUGUAAAUAGUAAUACUUACUAUUUGGACUCCGUCUCUAUUGUUGAUCAAAAUGCACCCAGUAUUGAACUACUGAUGAAUCCAAGUUUUGAGAACUCAAUAACAAUUCUAAUUGACUGGACACAGUGGUGUAUAACUGGCUGCGGUACACCGUCAUGGAUAGCAUCCGGCUCUAAUUGCCAUUUGGGCAUAGGUAAUUGCUUUCAAGAUAGCUGCAUUUCUUCUAGUGGUAUAAAUUUCCUCACUCAGCCAUUUACAGCUUCUGUUGGCGACACAUACACAAUAUCUUUCUGGGUUCGAUUAGGUGGCGCUGGUCCGCGUCCGCUCAAUAAAUUGUACGUCGAUAUUAUUUAA
Molecule: messenger RNA, 852 nt
Organism: Rotaria socialis
Lineage: Eukaryota; Metazoa; Rotifera; Eurotatoria; Philodinida; Philodinidae
Source: the annotation of a GenBank genome assembly